AUCGAAAAAGUUGCUGUGACUGACUCUUCAUCCGAAGUAACCGAGUGUCUUCAAGUUUAUCAUGGCCGGAUUUCUGCUCCUCUCCAUCCUGGCGGUUUUGUCUACCGUCCACGCGGCACCCACCUGUACGUGUGAAGAGAAGGCUUCUUCCACUCAGCAGUACACUGUCCAAAUCAACGAAGAAGGAACCAUCUUUAACCAAGUGACUGAUGUGGACCGGGAAAACCAGAUCCUUCUGUUCCACGUGCCUCAGCACAACAUCGUGUCUGAAAAUCAGGUCAUGCUGGACUAUAACACGGGACUGAUGAUGACCCUUUACACCGAACUGAACGCCUGCUUCCUCUCAACCAUGCCUGACAACAUCCCGGCAAUUGACAAGCUGGAAGAAGGGCUGAGUGCCAUGGCGAACCCACAGACAAGAAGCACCAUCCUUAAGAAGAGGAAGGAAGAGACCUACCAACGCGCCGCCCCUCAGCCCGUAAGGGACCGAUCCAUGUUGGGGGAUCAGAUGGCCCAGAUGUGUGCAAAGUUUCCUGUCUACACCACAGAGGUGGCUCCCGAGGUGUCCAUCGAACAGGUUUCAGGAAACAAAACCGCUCGUAGCUGGCUUGACCACUCGAUAACCGUGAACUGUCACCCGAGUGAUUUCAUGUACCGGUGUGAGUUGAGGAGCUCAUGCAUCUACGUCUACUACUGCGAGGGGACCGGUAACGCGGGGCAAGCACCAACCGCCGCGCAGUGCGACGUGUGGCAUGACUUCACCGCCACCGCCUGGCAGUGCGUGCCUUAUUGUCCUGACGAGUAGGGUUAAGAGACAGGAUUGUCUAAGUGUGUUUGUUAGCUGGGUUUCCAAACCCGAUUUGUUUGACGCUUUAUACUGAAUGACAGAUUUGUAUUAAGGAACUCAAUGACCACACAUACAUGCAAGUUAAUGUCAAAUAGUGUCAACUAUGAUUUCUCGUUUCAAGGGAAAAGAAGAUACUCAAUUCACCUUUGCUGUAACAAUAUACUAACGGUCGAAUGUGAUAAAACGUGUAAAAGUUAAUGUCUAGGUUUUAAGUCUUAACGUUGUGCAGAUUUCUUACUGACCAUUUAUUCAAAAUAAAGUUUGUUUUGCAGAGGCAGUUGAA
Messenger RNA from Branchiostoma floridae (Florida lancelet), 1130 nucleotides. RefSeq lists its product as uncharacterized. NCBI's taxonomy places the organism in Eukaryota, Metazoa, Chordata, Leptocardii, Amphioxiformes, Branchiostomatidae. The record is from RefSeq and is a predicted model, not a curated record. The coding region runs from base 62 to 805 and encodes 247 amino acids. The transcript has 6 exons.